Mauremys mutica (yellowpond turtle) is the source of this 2059-nucleotide messenger RNA. It is a transcript of the gene OTOP1, whose product is annotated as otopetrin 1. Gene Ontology annotation, cellular component: membrane. Gene Ontology annotation, molecular function: proton channel activity. The transcript has 5 exons. The record is from RefSeq and is a predicted model, not a curated record. The coding region runs from base 105 to 1418 and encodes 437 amino acids. NCBI's taxonomy places the organism in Eukaryota, Metazoa, Chordata, Testudines, Geoemydidae. Gene Ontology annotation, biological process: inner ear morphogenesis; proton transmembrane transport.
UUGCAGUGAUUACUUUAAUUCUGGACUCUUUUAAAAUUGGAUACUUUAUUGGAUUUUCAGACUGUUUAUCAGCAACUGAAGGCAUUUUUCCUGUUACACAUGCAAUGCAUACGCUUUUACAGGUGUAUUUUCUUUGGUGUCAUGCCAAGGAUAUUAUCCAGUCUUUCAAAACACUUGAAAGGUUUGGGGUGAUCCAUUCCGUGUUUACAAAUUUACUCCUGUGGACAAACGGAGUGUUAACAGAAUCAAAACACCAACUCAAUGAACACAAGGAAAGAUUAAUCACACUUGGUUUUGGAAACAUAACAAUAGAUGACCAUGCACCCCAAUGUAAUUGUACAACAACUCUCUGUUCGAUAUUUUCUCAAGGAAUGUAUUACCUGUAUCCCUUCAACAUAGAGUAUCAUAUUUUAGCAUCCACAAUGCUCUAUGUCCUGUGGAAGAAUAUUGGACGCAAAGUAGAACACCACCACCAACACAAAAUACUGUUCAAGUUUCAUGGCAUAACAGUGGGCACGAUUUUUGGACUAAUUGUGCUGAUUAGCACAAUAGCGGUCGUUGUUGUGUACUUAAUUCAGAUAGGACGUUCAAAAAUCAAAAGUGAGUUAGCACUUACUAUGUUUUACUUAUAUGCUAUCUCCGUACUGACUCUUAUGUGUGCAGCUGGAAUUGUCGCCCUUCUAAUUUACAGACUAGAAGAAAGAUCAAUGGAUAAUUCAAAAAAUCCUGCCAGGAAACUUGAUGCAGACCUAUUGGUUGGCACAGCUUCAGGUUCCUGGCUCCUCUCUUGGGGUUCUAUCCUAGCGAUGAUCUGUGCCCAGGCUCAUCCGAAAUACACAUGGUACAAUCUUCCUUAUUCCAUCCUGGUUAUUAUUGAGAAAUAUAUUCAGAAUCUCUUUAUCAUUGAGUCCAUACAUCGUGAAGAGGAAAAAGUGAAUGAUGAUAUUAAAACUCUUCGAAUAGUAACUGUAUCCAGUGGGAGCACUCUGUCACUUACCCCAUCAUACAAAGAAAUUUACAAUGGAGCAGCUGAUAUGGACAAUGGAAAGUUUCCAUACAUGUUCAAUGGGAAUAUCUACAUGAGAGAAAGAAGUGGCAGUGAUGGUUUUGAUGAAGUCAGGAGUCAAGCUAGCAGUCCAGUCACACACUCAACCUCAGAUUUCUCACUGUACAGUCAAAACUCAGUUAACAAUAAGAGGAGAAUCCUGAAGAACAUUGCAGCAUUUUUAUUCCUGUGUAAUCUUUCGCUUUGGAUUCCACCAGCAUUUGGUUGCCGCCCAGAGUAUGACAAUGGACUGGAAGAAAUAGUUUUUGGCUUUGAACCUUGGAUAAUUGUUGUUAACCUUGCAAUGCCUUUUUCUAUUUUCUAUCGUAUGCAUUCAGCUGCCUCACUCUUUGAGGUUAAUUGCAAAACCUAAUCUAUGAGGAGUCUCAGUGAACAAUUGAUUGAAUGUAUGACUGAGUAAACGAAAGGUUGAAAGAAUGAAUACACCAGCUGCUGUUUGGUAUUAACAGGUUCUACAAGUAUUUUAAUAAACAAGACUAUAGUUAAUAGAACUUAAUAUUCAAUAUCAUUCAUUCCCCCCCACAUUUUAUUGUACUUUUUUUUAGACAGACUUUUCAAUACGAUUGUAGAGUAAAGUUAACCAAAAUGUGUCUGAAUCUUUUGCUGUCUAAAUCAUCUGAGGCUCAACAUGUGGAAACAAGAUAUAUUUUCUGUGUUAUUUGUACUGAUGCAGUUCUCCUCUGAAUAUUGCCUCUGGAUGGGAUUUUUCAAAAAUUAGGAGCAAAGAUCUCACUGGCUUUCCAUUAGACCUACGCUCCUAGAUUACUUAGGCAUCUUUGAAAAUCUCACCCUCAAUUUUUAGCAACAUGUUUUAUAAUAUAAACUGGAAACAUAAUCUGUUAUUUAGAUGGGAAAAAUUCUGUUUAAUUUUUGGACUGAGAAAAAUAAUAUUUUAUCUUCCUGAGUACACUGUAUGAAAGUACUGACAAUGUAUAGAUUUAGAUAUGGUACUGUAUAUAAUUCCUUAUGAGUUAACAAUGAUUUUAUUCAUGA